AUGGAAGGCCAAAAUUUCUUGCCAAAACUUAGAGUGAAAAAACUAGAUGAAAAAGCAUUUAUUCCUGUCAAGGGAAGUGAGCAUGCUGCUGGAUAUGACCUCUUUUCCAUUGAGAGCACAGUAAUUGCACCUCAUGAAAAGAAACUGAUAUCAACAGGCAUCGCUAUGCAAAUUCCAGUAGGAAACUAUGGUAGAGUUGCACCAAGAUCUGGUCUUGCUGUAAAGAACUUUAUUGAUGUUGGAGCUGGUGUUAUCGAUGCUGACUAUAGAGGAGAAGUUAAAGUAUUGUUAUUCAACUUUAGUACUUAAUUGAUUAUUGAAAAGUAUACAAGAACAGAUGUUGAAGAAGCAGAGAUAUUAGAUGAUACAGAGAGAGGUGAAGGUGGCUUUGGAUCAACAGGAGUUAAAUUAGAUAAUCAGCCAGCUGUCCAUGAAACAGUGCAUCUAGGUGGAGUUAAGAGAACUCUUGAAGAUAUUAAAGAAUGA
Molecule: messenger RNA, 486 nt
Organism: Stylonychia lemnae
Lineage: Eukaryota; Ciliophora; Spirotrichea; Sporadotrichida; Oxytrichidae
Source: the annotation of a GenBank genome assembly